AUGAGUCCCCUAGAAAGAGCCCUGACCGAUAUUGCUCUCUGGCUCGAAGUAUUACGAGAGAUUAAGCAAUUAGUCGAGAUAACUCCCGAAUUACAAGAGGGAGAAAAUAGACAAGCCAUUAAUGAAUUUCGGGAGAAAAUGAUUAAUAAACUCUUAGCCAAAGAACAAGAACUCUUAACCAUUAAUCCCCAGGCCCAAAACUUUUUGAAUUUGGAAAAAGAACGAAACGACAUUAAAAAAGAUGCCGAGGCUAUGGAUGAGUUUUUCCGCGAGGAGUGUGGUUUUGCUUCUUACCAAGAUGCCCGAGAGAAAUUAGACGGCCAAACUGUGCCCCAAAUUCUCCAAAAACUCCAAAUCAGCCGAGAAGUUAUUCAGACAAGUCCGAGUGCUAGUUCAGCAAUGAGAACAAGUAGCCCAAUGAGCCCAGGAAUUGGAAAAACUGGUAGAAGCCAGUGGCCGAACGGAUUUAUUUCAGCAGAACAAAAAGCUAAUCCAACAACUACUAACCCGACUCAAAGAAACAAUGUCAUGGUAGAACAUCCCAAUUUAAAUCCCCAAGAAAAAAAUCCCCAUAAAGACCUCUGGAAGGCCCUUAUUUUGGAGUUUUGUCAUAAUUACUUUAUCGGCAUUAGUCAUUUGUCCUGCUCCCGUGAUGAUUGCCCGUUAGUUCUCCAUUGGGACGACCUAGAAGAAAAGAACAGCAAAAAAGGAAAAUGUGCCCUUAUUCAAGUCAGCAAAAAAGAGCCUAAAUUCUUGGUGGUUGAUUUAGAGGAAAACGACGAAAACGACUGGGGAGAAAUGGAAAAAAUAGUAAUCCGUUAUAAAUCGGGGAAAACUCAACGAACCAGACCUCACGACUACCAAGAGCCCCAAAACCCCAAAAAAAAGGAAAUAUUUUUAAAUCCCAAGGAGUUAGUCUGCUUUUUCAAUAAUCCUACUCAUACCCCUAAUUUAAAAAGUAAAAAGAAAGUUUUUAUCCGUUGUGAGAAUGAGCCAGGAGAAGAAGCCCAAGGCAAGAAAGUUUCGGCAGCCGAAAAAGAUUAUAUUUUUUACUUGGCUAAUCCUGAUAUUACUAACGAAAUUAAGCAAAUGGAAAUUUACUCUCCCUCCAAAGGACCCGAAGAAAGGAGCCAAUUAUGA
Molecule: messenger RNA, 1140 nt
Organism: Racocetra persica
Lineage: Eukaryota; Fungi; Glomeromycota; Glomeromycetes; Diversisporales; Gigasporaceae
Source: the annotation of a GenBank genome assembly